Molecule: messenger RNA, 1799 nt
Organism: Didymodactylos carnosus
Lineage: Eukaryota; Metazoa; Rotifera; Eurotatoria; Philodinida; Philodinidae
Source: the annotation of a GenBank genome assembly
UUGAAUAUGCAUCAAUGGUGAUAACAAAAGAUUAUGAAAAAUUACAGACAAAUAUGAAAGCACCAACAUUAUUACGUGAAGAAAACAGUGCUAAACCAAUAAUCAAUUUAGAUAAUGAUCAUAUAAUGCCGGAUUUAAAACCGUCACGUGACGCUGAAGCCAAUACGGGUGAGGAAAGAAAUGGUGCACAAGUACUGGCUGAAGCAUUCAAACGACAAGGUAUUGAAUAUAUUUUUGGAGUGGUCGGUAUUCCAAUUAUCGAAGUAGCAUUUGCUGCUCAGCAAUGUAAUUUGAAAUAUAUUGGAAUGAGAAAUGAACAGUCCGCGAGCUAUGCGGCAUCCGCUAUUGGCUAUUUAACUGGAAAACCGGCUGUCUUGUUGACCGUUUCUGGACCAGGGCUUAUUCAUGGACUCGGUGGGAUGGCUAAUGCGCAGGUCGAAAGUGCACGUUUGUAUUCAAAAUAUGCUACUCGUAUUACAUCUCUAGAAAAAAUACCAUUCUUUGUCGAAAAGGCAGUACGAUCAACGAUUUAUGGUGCGGCCGGUGUAAGUUAUUUAGACAUUCCAGGUGAUUUGGUAACAGCUUCAGUUAAUUCCAAUCAAAUUGAAAACAUUCCACAAUGUCCACCUCCUCCAGCAUUCGGUACAACAAGAGAAAAUAUAUCUCAAUUUAUUGAUUUACUUCAUAAAAGCGAAAGACCAUUGGUGGUGGUAGGAAAAGUAAAACUUUGUGUAAUAGGUUGCGCACAAGGUUUCGCAGAGCAAGCUGUCAAAGAAUUUGUUGAACGUUUCCAUUUACCAUUUUUAUCAACACCAAUGGGCAAAGGUGUAUUGCAAGACAAACAUACACUAUCAGUUGGAGCAGCUCGUUCCACUGCGUUAAAAGAUUCCGAUUUGAUUAUUUUACUUGGUGCUAGAUUAAAUUGGAUGCUCCAUUUUGGUAAAGAACCUCGUUAUAAUUCAAAUGUGAAAAUUAUACAGAUUGACAGUGAUCCAUCUGAGUUGCAUAACAAUGUUCAAAGUACAUUAGCGAUACAAGGUGAUUUAAAAACGGUGUUAAAUCAGGUUAAAGAAGAUGAAACAAAAUGGAAAUUUGAGAAAGAUUCAAAAUGGUGGAAUAUAUUAAAAAAAAAAUUAGAACAAAAUAAACAACGUAGUGAUGCUCUGAUCAAUUCUAAAGAAAGUUCAAUGUUAAAUUAUUAUUCAGCCUUCAAUACUAUUCAAUCACUUUUACCAGAAAAUUGUAUUAUUGUUAGUGAAGGUGCGAACACAAUGGAUAUUGGACGUACCAUGUUGUUAAAUUCAAGUGCUAGACAUAGAUUAGAUGCGGGUACAUUUGGAACGAUGGGAGUUGGACCUGGUUUUGCUAUUGCUGCUGCUACUUAUUGUCAAGAUCAUCAACCAGAUAAACGUGUCAUUUGUGUUGAGGGUGAUAGUGCUUUUGGUUUUAGUGGAAUGGAAUUUGAAACAGCUGCAAGAUAUAAUUUGCCAAUAAUAUUCAUAAUAAUUAAUAAUGGUGGAAUUUAUGCUGGUGUUGACAAAGAGACAUAUACCGAAUUAACUAAACAAGAUCCAAGAAUAAAUUUACCACCAACAUCUUUAAUGCAAGCAAAUUACGAAAAAAUAGCUGAUGCUUUUAGUUGUAAAGGAUAUCUUGCGACUACUAUAGAUGAAAUACAAAAGGCCUUAAAAGAAGCACUGAACGAAAAACAUCGUCCAACGAUAAUUAAUGUUUUAAUUGAACCAUCAGCUGGACGAGUACAACAGGAACACGCAUGGCUUACUCGUGCGAAACUUUAA